Solanum tuberosum (potato) is the source of this 2473-nucleotide messenger RNA. Its product is annotated as reticulon-like protein B21. The transcript is spliced from 9 exons. Bases 30 to 2330 code for a protein of 766 amino acids. The record is from RefSeq and is a predicted model, not a curated record. NCBI's taxonomy places the organism in Eukaryota, Viridiplantae, Streptophyta, Magnoliopsida, Solanales, Solanaceae.
CACACACACACCCCAAUAGACACAAAAAAAUGGAAGUUGUUAGCAAGAGAAGGGGAAAAAAUACAAGAAAUGGUGUUGUUGUGGCAGGUUGUGUAUGGGAAAAUAGAAUGAGAUUUGAUGAAUUCAAAGGUGGAAUCAAUGUAUAUAGUGAAAAAGAAGAAACCCCACAAGUUGAAAAUGAUGAGAUGAAAACAAAUGAAGUUGAAGAACACAAAAAGUUGGAAAUGGGGUCAAAAACUAAUCUUGGUGUUGGUUGUUUUGUUAUGAGUGGAAAGAGAAAAACUUGGAAAUCUGAGAGUAAUUUUGAAGGGAACCCAAUUGAGAUAUCAACAAAAAGAUCUCAACUUUGUAAAGAAUUGAGUGUUAGUGCAAUGAAGAAAAGUCCAAUUCAGAGCAAGAAAAGGGAAGGAAAUGAGAAAAUGUGUGAGUUAAAGAAGGUGAAAAAUGUGUCUCCUAAUGGGAAUUUGAGGAAUUCACUUCAACUAAUGAAAGCAAAAUCAGAGAAAUGUAAAGAGAUUGAUGUAAUUGAGGAAAAUAAGGUUGUUGGUGUUCUUGAUGAGUCAAAGAAGAAUCUUGAAAGGGUAUUUAGUGAAUCAAGUGAUGAAAAUAAGGUUGUUGAUGUUCUUGAUGAAUCAAAGAAGAAUCUUGAAAGGGUAUUUGGUGAAUCAAGUGAUGGAAAUGAAGAAAAUAAGGUUGUUGAUGUUUGUGAUGAGUCAAAAAGGAAUUUUGAAAGGGUAUUUAGUGAAUCAAGUGAUGGAAAUGAAGAAAAUAAGGUUGUUGAUGUUUGUGAUGAGUCAAAAAGGAAUUUUGAAAGGGUAUUUAGUGAAUCAAGUGAUGGAAAUGAAGAAAAUAAGGUUGUUGUUGAUGAAUCAAAGAAGAAUCUUGAAAGGGUAUUUGUUGAAUCAAGUGAUAAAAAUGAAGAAAAUAAGGUUGUUGAUGUUCUUGAUGAGUCAAAAAGGAAUCUUGAAAUGGUAUUUGUUGAAUCAAGUGAUGGAAAUGAGGAAAAUAAGGUUGUUGAUAAUGUUGAUGGAAAUGAGGGGAAUCAAAUUCAGCUGAGGAAAGUGAAAUCAGAGGCAAAUAAGGCACAAAAUGUGGAUGGAAAGAAUUGUGAUUUAAGGAAAGUGAAAUCUAUGUGUCUUAAUGGGAAUUUGAAGAAUUCACUUCAAAUGGUGAAAACAAAAACAGAGAAAUGUAAUAAGAGUUUUGAGAAAAAUAAGGUUCUUGAGGAAAAUUGUGAAGAGAAAGUGAUAAGAAGCAAUGUGGAACCUCAAGAAAAAUUGAAUCUUGAAAAUGAAGAUUUCAAGAUUUUGGAAGAAGAAAUUGAGAAGGAAAACAGUUUAGCAAAAGUGAUUAAGACUAAAAAGAUUGUAAUUGUUGAAGAGAAAAAAGUUCAUAUUAGUAACAAUGAGAAAAAACAAGUGUCCAUUUCUCCAAUUAUCAAGAAACAGUCUAAUCUUUCAUUUUCAGGCCAAUCAAGAAUUCUUCAUCAUCAUCCAAGUCCAACAAGAACUAAACCAGUUCCAGCAUCAGAUGAAUUUCAGAGAAAUAUUCCAAGACAACAUAGCAACCUAGAAAGUUUGGUUGAUUUGGUCAUGUGGACAGAUGCAUCAAAAUCAGCAUUAAUCUUUGGAAUUGGAACAUUUUUCAUUAUUUCCUCUUCAUAUACUAAAGAUCUCAAUAUCAGCUUCAUUUCUGUGAUUUCCUAUUUGGGUCUGGUCUACCUUGCUACAAUCUUUCUAUUUAGAUCUCUCAGGGGUGCAAAUGAUAUAGGUGAAUCAAGUGAAUAUGUAUUAGGGGAAGAAGAAGCAAUGUGGAUUUUGAAAUUAAUAUUGCCUUACAUAAAUGAAUGUCUCAUGAAAAUUAGAGCUCUUUUUUCUGGGGAUCCUGCUACUACAAUGAAGAUGGCAGUUCUACUGUUUAUUUUUGCAAGAUGUGGCAGUUCCAUAACUAUUUGGAAGAUGUCAAAAUUGGGGUUUUUUGGAGUUUUCAUAGUACCAAAAGUCUGUUCUUCUUAUUCCACACAGUUAACUGCCUAUGGUACAUUUUGGAUUAGACGUUUUCGAGAUGCUUGGGAAAGUUGUACUCACAAGAAAGCAGUUGCAUUUGCAAUAUUCACACUUAUAUGGAAUUUAUCUUCAAUUUCUGCUAGAAUUUGGGCAGUUUUUAUGUUGUAUGUGGGAUUUAGGUACUACCAACAAAAAAUGAUGAAAGAAGGAUGGAUAGGUGAAGAAGAGAUUACAAUAUCAGAGGAUUAUUGGCAAGAAAGACAAAGGAGAAUUGGGAGAAAAUCCACUUCAAUGGAAUCCAAAAAGCAAAAGAAAACAAUUUAAAAAGGAAAAAAAAGCGUUAAUUAAUAUUUUAAAGAUAUAAUUACAAUCUUAUUACUGUAUAUAGUUGUUUGUGUUAGUAAAUAAAAAAAUUGUUGGAGUUUUGUAGCUUGUAUUGCUUAAUAGAAUCUUUAUUAAUUCAUUUU